Molecule: messenger RNA, 2080 nt
Organism: Mangifera indica (mango)
Lineage: Eukaryota; Viridiplantae; Streptophyta; Magnoliopsida; Sapindales; Anacardiaceae
Product: hsp70-Hsp90 organizing protein 3-like
Exons: 7
Coding region: 166-1908 (580 amino acids)
Molecular function (GO): Hsp90 protein binding
Source: RefSeq, a predicted model, not a curated record
UCCUCUCGCCAGAAGCCUCUCGUCCCUCUGAACUCCUUUUUAUAUUCCCAUCCCCAACACUUCUUCUUCAACGUCUUUGCCCUCAUUUAUCAUACGCAACAAGCCUAUUUCUCCUUAUUACUCUUAUUCCUUCGUAUUCUGAUUUAUAAACAUAUAUCUGCUGACAUGGCAGAAGAAGCCAAAGCUAAAGGUAACGCCGCCUUCUCUGCCGGAGACUACGACACCGCUGUCCGUCACUUCAGUGAUGCCAUCGCUCUGGCUCCAUCCAACCACGUUUUAUACUCCAAUCGAUCCGCCGCCUACGCCUCUCUCCACAAGUAUACCGAAGCCUUAGCCGAUGCUAAGAAGACCGUCGAGCUCAAACCUGACUGGCCUAAAGGCUACAGCCGGCUCGGCGCGGCUUAUGUCGGUUCACAUAAGUACGCUGAAGCUAUCUCGGCUUACAAAAAAGGCCUUGAAAUUGAUCCUAACAAUGAAGCACUGAAAUCCGGCUUAAACGAUGCAGAAGCAGCGGCCUCGAAGUCGUUCAGAUCUCGGGCCCCGCCUGCAGACAAUCCGUUCACUUCUGCCUUCGCUGGACCCGAGAUGUGGGCGAAAUUAACGGCAGAUCCGACGACGAGAAGCUAUCUUCAACAGCCUGAUUUUGUUACAAUGAUGCAAGAAAUUCAGAAGAAUCCUAACAAUCUAAACCUCUACUUAAAGGACCAGCGUGUGAUGCAAUCUUUAGGAGUUUUAUUAAACGUGAAGUUCCAGGGGCCCGCUGGUGAUGACAUGGAAAUUCCGGAGGAAGAAUUACCUAAGAAAUCGGAGCCGGCGAAGGAGGAGAAGAAGCCUGAGCCUGAACCUGUUCCGGAGCCGGAGCCGGAGCCGAUGGAGAUGACAGAGGAAGAGAUCGAAAAAAAAGUUAGAAAAGCACAAGCAUUGAAAGAGAAGGAAGAGGGAAACGCUGCCUAUAAAAAGAAAGAUUUUGAGAAGGCAGUUGCUCAUUACACCAAGGCAUUGGAGCUCGACGACGAGGAUAUUUCAUUCUUAACUAAUCGUGCCGCAGUGUAUCUCGAGAUGGGCCAGUAUGAAGAUUGCAUCAAAGAUUGUGAUAAGGCUGUUGAAAGGGGAAGAGAGCUUAGAUCCGAUUUUAAGAUGAUAGCAAGGGCCUUGACUAGGAAAGGAACUGCUCUGGUGAAAUUGGCAAAAUGCUCAAAGGACUAUGAACCUGCUAUCGAGACUUUCCAGAAAGCUCUAACUGAGCAUCGAAAUCCAGAGACAUUGAAGAAGCUUAAUGAAGCUGAGAAAGCUAAAAAGGAACUAGAGCAACAAGAGAUUUUUGAUCCAGCUAUAGCUGAUGAGGAGCGUGAAAAAGGAAAUGAAUAUUUUAAGCAGCAAAAAUACCCAGAGGCUGUGAAACAUUACACAGAAUCAUUGAGGAGGAAUCCCAAUGACCCAAAGGCAUACAGUAACAGAGCUGCAUGCUACACAAAAUUGGGUGCACUGCCUGAGGCAUUGAAGGAUGCAGAGAAGUGCAUUGAGCUGGAUCCAACCUUUGCUAAAGGGUAUACUAGAAAGGGGGCUGCUCAGUUUUUCAUGAAAGAAUAUGACAAAGCUUUAGAAACAUACCAGGAGGGACUGAAACAUGACCCAGAGAACCAAGAGCUGCUUGACGGAAUGCGAAGCUGUGUGCAACAAAUUAAUAAGGCUGGUCGUGGAGAAUUAAGCCCUGAGGAAUUGAAGGAGAGACAGGCCAAGGCAAUGCAGGAUCCUGAAAUUCAGAACAUUCUUUCUGACCCUGUAAUGAGACAGGUGUUGGUUGACUUCCAAGAGAACCCCAAAGCUGCUCAGGACCACAUGAAGAACCCAAUGGUGAUGACCAAGAUUCAGAAGCUCAUCAAUGCUGGAAUAGUCCAGAUCAGAUAAAUUUGAAGAAAUGUUUUAUCAGAGGGGGGAAAAAAAAAACAACGUAUCCCAUCUUAAGUAAAUUGUAUCUUCUUGUGUGAAUUUGGGUUGGAUUAAUUGGAAGAACUAGUUUCAGAUGUCAAAUUUUGGAAGCUGUUUUAAAUUUAAAAUUUAUGGUUGACCUUUUGAGAUA